AUGCCCUCAGCAGCGGCCCUUCGCCAACGCGCUGCGGAAUCGGCUCUUCACGACCAAACAAACCUUCUUGGGACGAAACAACUCUUUAUUGUCUUCUCGGCCCUGGCCUCGGCACUCUUCAUCUGCUAUGCUGACCAAAACGGCAUCGGAACCAUCCUUCCGACGGUCGGGCGAGAUUUCAAGGCAACAGACACCAUCUCGUGGGCAGGGACAUCGUCCCUGAUCUCCAACACUUCUAGCCAGAUUAUAUACGCCCGCUUUUCAGACAUUUAUGGAAGGAAACCAGUGUUCCUUUUCUCGGUAGGUAUGUUGGUGUUGGCAGAUAUCUUGUGCGGAGUGGCCCCGGAUGCGUCGAGCUUCUACUUCUUCCGUGCACUCGGUGGUAUUGCAGGCGCUGGUAUCAAUUCCUUGACCAUGAUGAUCAUCUCUGAUAUCGUGACGCUGGAGCAGCGAGGGAGGUGGCAGGGCUUCUUGGGUGCUGGUAUCGGCGGUGGCAAUGCAGUAGGUCCGCUGAUUUCCGCUGCAUUUGCGCUGCAUCAGACAUGGCGAGCAUUCUUCUGGUUCCUCGCUCCUUGUGGUGCCAUUGCCGGUGCCAUUGGGUGGUUCUAUCUCCCCUCGACCAUGCCCAAGGGAAGUGCGAGGCAGCAAUUCAAGCUCAUUGACUGGGGAGGCAUCAUCACUGCUACCAUUGCUAUUGUGCUGAUCCUGAUCCCGCUUUCUGGCGGUGGCUCAUACUUUCAGUGGUCCUCGCCAAUGGUCGUUUCCAUGUUUGUCAUUGGUGGUCUGUCGUUCCUGGCCUUCCUUAUCAUCGAGUGGAAGGUCGCAAGUCUACCUAUGAUGCCACUGAGCAUGUAUACCAAUGCUCCAGUCGCGGCAAUCUUGACCCAGAACUUCUUUUUCGGAAUGGUGUACUACUCGAAUCUCUAUUAUAUUCCAUUAUAUCUUCAAAAUGUUCGAGGAUGGGAUACAACGAUCUCGGCUGCUUUCCUUGUCACCAUCAACGUCCCACAAUCUGUCGUCAGCACGCUCUCCGGCAUCUUCAUCUCUCGGUACCGGCGUUACGGGGUCGUGAUCUGGACGGGAUUCGUCAUUUGGACGCUUGGGGCUGGACUCAUCUGCAGCUUCACACGCACAACGCACCCUGCAGCUAUCGCCGUCAUGCUCUCGAUCUCUGGUAUUGGCGCUGGCUGCAUCUUCCAACCCGUACUGAUCGCCUUGCAAGCACACUGCUCAAAAGCGCAACGGGCGGCGGUCGUGUCUAAUCGAAAUUUCCUUCGAAGUUCGGGGGGUGCAGUCGGACUCUCAAUCUCGGCACAAGUCUUGCAAAGCUCUCUCCGGAAACACCUCCCACCUCAACUCGCCCGCUACGCGCAUGACACCUUCGCUCUCCCAAAUUUGAGCGGUGCUGACGAAGCUGUAGUCAGAAACGCGUACAUGGCAGCUAUUCGAACGGUCUUCAUUGUUUCUGCCCCAAUGAUUGGCUUCUGUCUAGCGCUCUGCGUGUUCAUCAAAGACCGGGGCCUGCAGCGACCAGAAGAGAAAGAGCAGGCGAGGAUAGCGGCAGCAGCAACGGCAUCGGUAGAUGAGAAGAUGCAGACGACGUCAGAGAAGGACGGGCUGCAGCAGAAGCAGCCGCCGACUGUUGAAGACUAUGCUGGGCAGACGGUUCCAAUAAACGGAGAGAACCGAACAGCAGAAAGCAAAAUAGAUGUGUCACCACCACCAUCAAAGCCGGUUAAUGAUGGAUAA
This is a messenger RNA of Cladophialophora bantiana CBS 173.52, 1749 nucleotides long. RefSeq lists its product as uncharacterized. Gene Ontology annotation, molecular function: transmembrane transporter activity. The record is from RefSeq and is a predicted model, not a curated record. Lineage: Eukaryota; Fungi; Ascomycota; Eurotiomycetes; Chaetothyriales; Herpotrichiellaceae. Gene Ontology annotation, biological process: transmembrane transport. The coding region runs from base 1 to 1749 and encodes 582 amino acids. The transcript has a single exon.